AUGAAUGGCAGUAUGGAUGGCGCACAGACAGUGAAAGAAGAUGGGAAGGUCGCUGAGAAGAGCUCUGAUGAAACUGCCAGCGGCGACAAGGUGGAAAGCACGGAUGACGACGCGAGCACCGGCGCGGCAUCGAAGAACGCGACUUCCGGAGGCCAGAACGUCGCGGCCGAGACCAUGGCAUUUGCAGCCGCAGAUGAUGGCGCCAACGGCAACAUCACUGAAGACAGCUACGCAGCAAUGAACAGCAGCGCCACAACCGAAGAGAAGAAACAGGCGGCUGGAGAAGGAGACCUGCUGCCGAGCGGGCAAGCGGAGUUGCUGAACGAGACGGCGUCGGCGUCGAGCGAGGAGAAGGAGGCGCGCGCAGGCAAGAACAAGAAAACCAAGAAGCAGAAGAGCAAGGAGCACGGCGCCGCUUCCGGCGAGACGGCGUCGGUGGAGGAGGAGACGUACAGCUACACCUGGAUGCUCUGCAACGCGAGCACUGGCGCGGACUACAUCCCGUGCCUGGACAACGAGGCGGCCAUCAAGAAGCUCAAGAGCAACAAGCGCUACGAGCACCGGGAGCGGCACUGCCCCGCCGACGCGCCGUCGUGCCUGGUGCCGCUCCCGGAGGGCUACCGGCAGCCGAUCCCGUGGCCGUACAGCCGCGACAAGAUCUGGUACCACAACGUGCCGCGCACGAUGCUGGCAUCCUACAAGGGGCACCAAAACUGGGUGAAGAUCUCCGGCGAGCACCUGACGUUCCCCGGCGACGGCACGCAGUUCAAGCACGGUGCGCUGCACUACAUCGAGGUGAUCGAGGAGGCUCUCCCGGAAGUGACGUGGGGCCGGCGCAGCCGCGUGGUGCUCGACGUCGGCUGCGGCAUCGCCAGCUUCGGCGGCUUCCUGCUCGACAAGGACGCGCUGACCAUGUCGUUCGCGCCCAAGGAAGAGCACGAGGCGCAGGUGCAGUUCGCGCUGGAGCGCGGCAUCCCGGCCGUCUCCGCCGUCAUGGGCACCAAGCGGCUCCCCUUCCCCGGCAACGCCUUCGAUGUCAUCCACUGCGCCCGGUGCCGGGUGCCGUGGCACAUCGAGGGCGGCACGCUGCUGCUCGAGGUGAACCGCCUCCUCCGGUCCGGUGGCCUCUUCGUGUGGUCGGCGACACCCGUGUACCGGAAGGUCCCGGAGGACGUCGAGAUCUGGCACGCGAUGGCGGCGCUGACCAAGUCCAUGUGCUGGGAGAUGGCGAAGAAGACGAGCGACACGGUGGACCAGACGGCCAUGGUGGUGUUCAAGAAGCCGACGAGCAACGAGUGCUACGACGCGAGGACGCGCGCGGAGGCGCCGCUGUGCGGGGCCUCCGACGACCAGGACGCGGCGUGGAACGUGACCCUGCGGCCGUGCAUGCACCGGGUGCCCACCGACGCGUCCGCCCGCGGCUCGCGGUGGCCGACGCAGUGGCCCAAGCGGCUGGCGACGACUCCCUACUGGCUGAGCGCCGACCAGGUGGGCGUCUACGGCAAGCCCGCGCCCGCCGACUUCGCCGCGGACCAGGAGCACUGGAGGAAGGUGGUGGAGAACUCGUACCUCCACGGCAUGGGCAUCGACUGGAAGAACGUCCGGAACGUCAUGGACAUGAGAGCCGUCAACGGAGGGUUUGCGGCGGCGUUGCGGGACAUGAAGGUGUGGGUGAUGAACGUGGUGACCGUGGACUCGCCGGACAUGCUGCCAAUCAUCUACGAGCGCGGGCUGUUCGGGAUGUACCAUGACUGGUGCGAGUCCUUCAGCACCUACCCGAGGACGUACGACCUCGUCCACGCCGACCACCUCUUCUCCAAGCUGAAGAGCAGGUGCGAGCUGCUGCCGGUGAUCGCCGAGGUGGACCGGAUCAUGAGGCCGGAGGGAAAGCUCAUCGUCCGCGAUGACAUGGCGACGGUCGAGGAGGUCCAGAGCAUCGCGAGGUCGUUGCACUGGGAGGUCAGGAUGACCGUGUCCAAGCAGGGGCAGGGGCUGCUCUGCGUCAGGAAGACGAUGUGGCGGCCCACGGAGGUCGAGGCUUUGAGCUAG
This is a messenger RNA of Miscanthus lutarioriparius, 2049 nucleotides long. The record is from the annotation of a GenBank genome assembly. Lineage: Eukaryota; Viridiplantae; Streptophyta; Magnoliopsida; Poales; Poaceae.